UCUUUCUUAACCAUGUCUUUAUUUGAAAAACAAAAAGUGGUUGGUUAUUGGGGACCUGUAACAAGUUCUGUGGAUUGGUGCGAAGAAAACUAUACACAUUCUUUUUACAUUGCUGAAUUCUGGAAUACUGUUUCUAGCUUUGCUAUGGUAGUACUUGGAUUCUUAGGCAUUCUUGCACAUCAUCGCUCACUUGGUUGGCGACUGUCUAAUGGAUAUUUGAUGAUUGUAGUUGUAGGGUUUGGAAGUAUAUUAUUUCAUGGUACAUUGCAGUAUGAACAUCAAAUGUGGGAUGAAGUACCAAUGGUAUGGACAGCUUGUUACUUAUUGUGGGUAUUAUUACAAGAAAAUGGAUAUGAACCUAUUCGCUAUGGAGUCGGAAUUAGUUUAUAUUGUGCAUUGGCCACCUAUGUUACCAGUCAAUCUAAAGGCUCCACUCAAUUUUACCUUUUUCAAACAUCGUUUGGCAUAGUCAUGUGGAGUUGUUUAUGGUUUGUGUGGAAAUUGUAUAAGAAUGUACAAAACAAUCAAGUCAUUCGAUUAUUUCAUCAAGGUGGUAAAUUUCUGGGUCUUGCUAUUGGUGUUUGGUUAUUUGAUUCCAACAUGUGUUUUAUUUAUGAUUAUGUUCCUAAUCCUCAACUUCAUGCUUGGUGGCAUGUGCUGAUGUGUAUUAGUCUUCAUUACUUUUUUGUAGCCACUGGAUUUGAACUCAUGGGGACUCAACAACAUCGUAUUACCUAUUAUGCCAAUUGGAUUCCUUAUGUACAACUAUUAGACAAAAUAGAAUAGGAUAGGAUAGCAUAGGAUAGAAUAGAAAGAAUAUGGCUUAGUUAAUUUUGGAUCAAUAGAAAUAAAGAUUCCCCAACAUUUGAAACCGGAUAUGGUAUAAGAUAAAUAUUUGUAUGCGUGUACAAUUGUGUGUCCUGUGAUCUAGGAAUUGGGUUGUUUUAUUGUCAUGAGGGAAAUGAUA
Messenger RNA from Halteromyces radiatus, 967 nucleotides. RefSeq names its product ceramidase. Gene Ontology annotation, biological process: ceramide biosynthetic process; ceramide catabolic process. The transcript is spliced from 8 exons. Lineage: Eukaryota; Fungi; Mucoromycota; Mucoromycetes; Mucorales; Cunninghamellaceae. The coding region runs from base 13 to 786 and encodes 257 amino acids. Gene Ontology annotation, cellular component: endoplasmic reticulum membrane. The record is from RefSeq and is a predicted model, not a curated record.